AUGGCACCCAAACCCAAGUCCUUUCUACGCCGUCUUGGUUACAUUGAGUUGUACCAAUCAGGCAUGCACGAUGUCAAUCACUACUGCAGCACCAUCACAACAUGCCGCUACACCCUUCCACCUUCAUUAGUCGGAUGCAACAAACACGCGGAGGUAGCGAAAACCUUCGAUGCGGCAGUUGCGCAAACUGUAAUUCAAUUCCCCAUGCUCCAAGUCGGCCUCGUCGGUGAAGGCACGAGAAAGCCUGCUUGGGUAUCGCUCCCGUCUGUGAAUUUGGCCGCCCACAUAAUAUGGGAUGUCCGAGCUGACUCGACCAACUACGAUGAAGAGUUCGAGGCCAACUUGGGAUAUCAGCUAGACGCCAAGUUUGAGCAUCUCGAAACUCAGCCAGGUUGGAGACUGCUCUUGAUGCGCCCACAGACAGGUAACUUUGUUGAUGCCAUGUUUGUCUGGAAUCACACAAACACGGAUGGCGUGGGCAGCAAGAUCUUUCACCAAACCCUCCUCAAGCACUUGUCCGAACCUUCCACUACCACUCCUCUCAUCGGAACCUCAAGGGUCAUGACAACAGCCGUGUCCAAAGAGAGAUUUCCCCAGCCACAGGAAAAGCUGGCCAAACAUCGAGUCACAGUCGGCUUUGCCUUUUCUGAGAUUUGGCACAACUUUGGCCCUUCUGCUUUCCUUUCGUCAACAGCAAAGGCGAGAUGGGCACCUAUUCGCGCGACACCAUAUAUCACGCGCAGCAAGUGUAUCAACAUCAAUCCUGUCGUUUUGAAACGACUCCUCAGCCUCUGUCGCGAGCAUGAAACUACCCUGACUGGUCUUCUUCACGGAAUCGUACUGGCUUGUCUAUCCGUGGAUCUAUCAGAGGGUGCAGCCGAUGCUUUCAACGUUAUCACAGCGAUGGACCAGCGCAGGUUCAUACUCGAAGAGGACCGUCCAUCCAAAUUUGCUGAGUUGAACCCAGAGAACAGUAUACAAAACUGCGUUGCCUCAAUCUACCACACGUUUGGUAGAGAGAUUGUCAGCGAUAUCCGAGCACAAGCACGUAUCAACAACUGGGCUCCCCAACCUAUCCAUUCUCUUGAGCCAGAAAUUUGGAAGGCAGCCAAGAUAAUCCGCAACGAUGUUCAAGAGAGACUCGACCUCGGUUUGACCAACAGCGUCGUGGGUUUGAUGAAGCUCGUGACAGACUGGCAGGAGUACCACAGGGAUACACUUAAGAAGCCACGCGAGCUAUCAUGGAUCGUCACAAACAUCGGAGUCAUGGACAGUCAGCCUAAAAAUGGUGGUGGUGGCUGGUCACUUCAAAAAGCCAGGUUUUCUUUGUGUGCGGAUGUCGCUGGCCCGGCUAUGCAGAUCGGUAUGGCUUCUGUAAAAGGAGGAGGUCUCGACAUCGAUCUGACAUGGCAGGAUUUGGACGAGCUUAAUGACGUCGGCAUUCGAUUGGCACAGGACAUGGAAGGUUGGCUGUUGCAUCUGGGUUCUUGA
Molecule: messenger RNA, 1491 nt
Organism: Fusarium sp. VM40
Lineage: Eukaryota; Fungi; Ascomycota; Sordariomycetes; Hypocreales; Nectriaceae
Source: the annotation of a GenBank genome assembly